Messenger RNA from Hemibagrus wyckioides, 2270 nucleotides. RefSeq names its product glutaminyl-peptide cyclotransferase-like b (gene qpctlb). The record is from RefSeq and is a predicted model, not a curated record. The coding region runs from base 473 to 1726 and encodes 417 amino acids. The transcript has 7 exons. NCBI's taxonomy places the organism in Eukaryota, Metazoa, Chordata, Actinopteri, Siluriformes, Bagridae. Gene Ontology annotation, molecular function: glutaminyl-peptide cyclotransferase activity; zinc ion binding.
UUCAGUGUUACUGUUUUGUGGUGCUAAUUAAAUACUUUUUUUGGGGGGGGGUCAUACUGAUUAAAUAAAUAUAUAUCUGCAAGGGUUUGAGAAUGAGCUGCUGUGCUGCUGCUGCAGUGUGCAAACUAUCACACGCAGAGUUGACUCAGUGAAUCAUUUGGAUGCAGUACAGUCAGUAUGCAGUAGACUCCGAUUCACUCAGACUCGGCACAUUAUUCGGCACAUCGCUGUCACACGCUGUUAGAGCAGAGAGCCGCGCGCGUGCUGCGUGUUCUUCCGGAGAAAGACGAUCCGGAGGUUAUAUAAAGAUGAACUGCUAAAUUAAAUCAUUUUGGAAUAGCCCUGUAGCAUGGCGUGGACCAUGCAGUUUACUGUCCUUUCCUAAAACUAGGCGAUUGCAUCAAGGUUGAGCUUAGUGUGCUGCUUCUGUCCCAGCAAACUGGCUGAACUCUCAGUGCCACUGCAGUUUGCGAUGAAGCGCAGAAGGUCCAAAUCCACUCAGCUGAGCUGUGUUUUUGGCUUGUGCAGUCAGCCGCCUAUUUGCCGAAUGAGAAUGCUACUGCUCUGCUUGUGUGUGCUGCUGGCAGUGACUCUGAGUCUGGGAUUAAUGCUGUCCGACCACGAAACAAGAAGAUCCGAAGAUUUUGUAGUCAGAGUUCCGGACCUAAAAAAGGAUAAACUGACCCACAGACCGAGUAAACCCACUGCGGCCCAGGUGAAGCGGCUCGUCUCCGAGGUGAACUGGGCUCGACUGUGGUAUGCCCAUCUCCAGCCUAUCCUCAUAGAGCGACACCCGGGCUCUCGUGGUAGCCGUACCGUUCGAAGGCAUAUUUCCUCUGUGUUGGACUCUCUGUCUGCGGGGUGGUCAGUGCAGAUCGAUUCCUUCAACUCUGAAACCCCUCGUGGCCCAAUCAAUUUCUCCAACAUCCUGGCAGUGUUGGACCCCAUGGCUCCUCGCCGACUACUUUUAGCUUGCCAUUAUGACACAAAGAACAUACCUUUAGGAAAUCAUGAGCUAAAGAAGGUGUUUGUGGGGGCAAGUGAUUCAGCUGUUCCUUGUGCUAUGAUGCUGGAGCUGGUCACGGCGCUGGACAGUCACCUAAAAAUGCUCAAACAGCAGAUGGCUCAGGUGACACUCCAGUUGGUCUUCUUUGAUGGGGCAGAGGCUUUUGAGGAGUGGACUGCCUCCGACUCUCUGUAUGGUUCCCGACAUCUCGCUGAGCACAUGUCCCGUACUCCACAUCCUCCAGGCUCCGAACACACAAACUUGCUGCAUGCCUUGGAUCUCUUCAUUCUCUUGGCUCUGAUCGGUGCCCCAAGUCCAACAUUUGUGAAUCAUUUUCAGAACAGCGCUCGCUGGUUUGAUCGACUCGUAUUGGCAGAAAAGAGGCUCCAUAAUCUGGGCUUGCUGUCCUCCCACCCCACUGAGCAGACGUACUUCAGAAGCGAUAUAACUGUGGGGCCGGUAGAUGAUGACCAUAAGCCGUUCCUUCAGCAAGGUGAGAAUAAGAAGUUUAGUCAAAAUCAAUGGACCUUAAACAUUUUGCUCUUUCAGGGAUGUUUCUUUUGGCUGAUUGUAGGGGUUCCAGUGCUACACGUUAUUGCUACACCCUUCCCACCAUAUCGGCACACGGUGGAGGACAACGCAGACAAGGUUCACAGUGACACAGUGGAGAAUCUCACCAAAGUGCUGGUGGUCUUUUUGGCGGAAUAUCUCCGAUUGUAGAUGAACAUGACUCCACUGUGACCCAUCCAUAUACCUCUCAGAAUCUGUAAGCUAAAUCUGUAAAGCUGCCUUAUCGCUCACUUUACACCCAAAAUACAGUAUUUUUGGACUUGUUAUACUGAAUACAAUAAGAUCAAGCUACCUUUCAAUAGCCUUAGUUUGUGUUUAAUCAGAAAAUGAAUGUAUAUUAGCAUUAUAUCUCUGGGCGUGUUUACACAGGCUCUGUCAAGAGUGCAAUAACAAUCAACAUGGAAGCUGUGCAGCAAUAUAUACACACCCAAUAAUGGCUGUUACCUUGUAUUUACAUGCACUUAUAUAAUGCAGUGAAAUACUGCCAUAUUAUUAAAAGAAAUAAGAAUAAUAUUCUUCUGUAUAAAAUAGGGUUGCCUUUCAGGAAUUUCUGUCCUCAUUAGCAUAGUGUUGCCAAUAGAGGCCUAUUAAAGGGCCAGUAUUUGCACUGUUGCACUUCUCAAUAAUGUAGAUGUAAACAUACAGGAAUGCAAAGGAGACUCUUGUAUUUUCUAAAUAAAAAGAAUACGUUUUA